AUGACAAACUUAACCCCCUUAACACCAACCCAACUAAACACCAUCGCAUCAACCUGCCUAAACCUUCAGACCCAAGCCCAAGACCAACACUCCAAACGCCCCUUUGCCGCUCUCCUAGUCGCACCAGAUAACGAAACAAUCCUAACAACCUCCAACUCCCUUUCACACGUCCGCCACGCAGAAAGCGAAGUUGCCCGAAACGCAGCAGAUAACUAUGACUGGACAUACCUUUCAAAGUGCACGCUAGUCUCGACGUGGGAACCGUGCGCUAUGUGCGCUGGUACGAUCUACUGGGCGCAUAUUGGUCGCUUGGUUUACCUUGCUUCGGAGAAAGCGUUACAGGAUGUUAUCGGAAGUGGGAAUCCGGAGAAUCUCACGAUGGAUUUACCUUGCCGUGAGGUUUUUGGGAGGGGUCAGAGCUUUGUGGAGGUUAUUGGACCGGUUGUUGAGGGGGGUUGGGAGGGGAGGGUUGUUGAUGAUAGUCGGAGGUAUUGGGAUGUUCAUGGUACGAGAGUGUGA
Molecule: messenger RNA, 519 nt
Organism: Penicillium malachiteum
Lineage: Eukaryota; Fungi; Ascomycota; Eurotiomycetes; Eurotiales; Aspergillaceae
Product: nucleoside deaminase
Exons: 1
Coding region: 1-519 (172 amino acids)
Biological process (GO): purine nucleoside catabolic process
Molecular function (GO): guanosine deaminase activity
Source: RefSeq, a predicted model, not a curated record